Patella vulgata (common limpet) is the source of this 2115-nucleotide messenger RNA. Its product is annotated as gastrula zinc finger protein XlCGF57.1. Gene Ontology annotation, cellular component: nucleus. Gene Ontology annotation, molecular function: DNA-binding transcription factor activity, RNA polymerase II-specific; RNA polymerase II transcription regulatory region sequence-specific DNA binding. Lineage: Eukaryota; Metazoa; Mollusca; Gastropoda; Patellidae. Gene Ontology annotation, biological process: regulation of transcription by RNA polymerase II. The record is from RefSeq and is a predicted model, not a curated record. Bases 135 to 2048 code for a protein of 637 amino acids. The transcript has a single exon.
UACUGAUUCCAGCUGGAGAUUACUGACCUUGACUGGAGAUUACUGACCUUGACUGGAGAUUACUGACCCCAACUGGAGAUUACUGACCCCAACUGGGGAUAACACUAACUAGUCCUGAAGUCAACUAAGAAACCAUGGCAACAGAUAUUGUGGUUGUGGACCGAAGCAUUAAAUGUGAGGAAUGUACAUGUAGUGUUGCCACGGGAGACGAACCAUGUGACAUUUGUAAGCAGACGUCUAACUCAGACCAUUGUGUUCUAGACUCUGUCAAAUCUGAACCUCACGAUGAUUUUCGCAGUGAUGAUUUUAGCAGGGAUGUUCUUAGCAGUGAUGAUUUUAGCAGUGAUGUUUCGAGUCGUAAAGCAUUUCAUGAAAGUGACAUUUCGAACCACCUUGAUAUUAAGCCAAAUAUUGAUCCAUUAAAUUCCGGCUCCGAUUAUCAACCAAAUGCCCUAAUUCAAACAGAGGAACUUUAUGAAUGUGAUGUAUGUAGUAAAACAUUUAAUGAAAGGGAUAUUGUGAACCACCUUACCACACACAGUGAUAUUAAACCAUUUAAUUCUACCUCCGACUUUCAGCCAAAUAUUGAUUCAUUAAAUUCUACCACCGGCUCUCAACCAAAUGCCCUAAUUCUAACGGAGGAAAGUUAUGAAUGUGAUGUUUGUAGUAAAUCAUUUAAUUCACAGGACAGUUUAAUAAAUCACCGUGAAAUACAUACAGAUAUCAAACCUAACGUAUGCCGCGAUUCAUUUGACUCUAAUGACUUUAUACCAGAUUUUAUCCAAUUUCAAGCGAAGCAAAACUCUUAUGAAUGUGAUGUUUGUAGUAAAUCAUUUAACAAAAAGACAACCUUAACAACUCACAUGAAAAUUCACUUGGAUGUCAAACCUAACGUAUGCCGCGAUUCAUUUGAAUCUAAUGACUUUAUACCAGAUUUUAUCCAAUUUCAAGCGAAGCAAAACUCUUAUGAAUGUGAUGUUUGCAGUAAAUCAUUUAACAAAAAGACAACCUUAACAACUCACAUGAAAAUUCACUUGGAUGUCAAACCCUAUAAAUGUGGUCUUUGCGACAAGGCGUUCCGUCUUAACGGGGAUCUACAACGACACAUCAAAAUUCACACGGGAGAAAAGCCAUAUAAAUGUGACAUUUGCGACAAAGCGUUUAUUAAAAAGAGUCAUCUCCAUCGACACAUUAUCACGCAUACGGGCGAAAAAAACUACAAGUGUGACAUUUGUAAUAAAUACUUCACUACUAGCUUCUAUCUUGUUCGACAUUCCAGAAUUCACACCGGAAUCAAGCCCUUCCAGUGUCAGAUAUGCAGCAAGCUGUUUAUGUCCGUCGGCGAAUUAAAACGGCAUCUCAAAAUUCAUUCGGGGGAAAAACCUUACGAAUGCGAUGUAUGUGGUAAAACUUUUUCUUGUAAAAGUCAUCUGAAGUAUCACGGGCGAACCCACACGGGGGAGAAGCCGUUUAAGUGUGAGAUUUGUGGGAAGUCGUUUAAUAGUAACAGCCAUCUACAUCGUCAUAUAAACCUACAUACAGGAGAACGGACGUAUAAAUGUGAUGUUUGUGGUAAAUCAUUUAAUGAUAACAAUUACCUACAAGGGCAUCUCAAGACACAUACCGGUGAAAGACCGUUCGUGUGCGACAUUUGCAACAAGUCGUUUGGAUAUAGCAGUGAUUUAAAGACUCAUAAGAGAAUUCACUCGGGCGAGAAACCGUUCCAUUGCGAUGUUUGUAGUAAAUCGUUUAGUUCUCGGAAGGUUCUGCGCAUACAUUUUAAAAUUCAUACAGGCGAGAAAGCUUAUAAAUGUGAUGUUUGCGAUAAAGCAUUUAGCACUAGCAGCCAUUUGCAAAGGCAUUCAGUUAUUCAUACCAGGAAGAAACCAUUUGUCUGUGAUGUGUGUGGUAAAUUAUUCAGUGUCAAAGGUUAUCUACAGAGACACAUUAAAACUCAUGAUAUCAAGGAACUUGAUGAUGAAGUCUACAGUGAUAGUAGAUCUAGUCAUCCAGAGGUGCAUAUUAAUGAAGAUAUUAAGUCAAUCUAGUUUAAUAACCAGGGCACUGAUAGCCUAGUAUAGCUAUGUUUUGAAGAAAAACCAGUUGUUUGUGGUG